ACAAAUUCUCAAAGAUUAUAAUUAUUCGUCAUUCUCACUUCGUCGUAUCCGCCCACGACUCGUCCAGCGAACGAGUAUAAUCCACAUCUCGUACGGAGAAGUGUCAAGUGCCACGAUUGACGGUCUAUAACCGUCAUGGCGAAGAAGGGUGCGCCAGUAGCGCUACAAACGGAAGUAACGAACGACGCUGAAUGGGCGUUAAUACUCGAGCGAAAGGGGCUGGUUCUGGUUGACGUUUAUUCGGACUGGAGUGGUCCGUGUACAGCGAUGGUUAGCAGCCUGAGAAAGAUCAAACUAGAGUCUGGAGUCGACAUCUUGAGCUACGCGGUGGCGAGGAAUAACGACAUAACGGACCUCGAACGGUUCCGAGGGAACAGCGAACCCGUUUGGAUGUUCAUCCAGAACGGUACGAUGGUCAACAUGAUGUUCGGCGCCCACUGUCCUAACCUUUCCCGGCUCUUGCUCGACGAGAUAAAACGAGUCCAACAGGACGAGGCGCCAAAGUUUGCACUGCCGGUUUCCGAACGUGGACCCGAGGAACAGAAACGCUGGGAAAUCUCCGAGGAACAGAGACUAGCCAAGGAGAAGGCGAUCGCAGCUAAGGAGAACGCUGAAAGGCAGGCCAAGUAUGAGGCCAUGUUGAGUCAGAUGAUGUUCGAACUCUGCGAGGAAACCGCCCUUCUCCUCUUCCCCUGGGUCUUCGUAGAUGAGGAGGGCUAUCCCCGGGACAAGAAGAACUCACCACCCUACGUCGAACUCGUUACCGAUUUAUUCGAACAGUGCUUCGACGUCAUUGAGGAAGUGCGAGUUCAGCUGACCGAGGAUAUCAUCGAUGACAUGUUCACCGAGAGCAAUUUCGAACUCACCGAGGAUAUUGUGUUCGGCUUAACCGAUGGUAAAUGCAUGGUCAUGAGACUGAAGGGCAGACCACCGCAUCCUGAUUGGCCGGUUAAGUAUCCCGUCGAGUAUCCCGACAAAUCGACCGAUUGUCCCGUCCGGGAAAUAAACGACGUCGAGAACUAUUUGUCCAAGAUAAUAUACGACGAACCUCCGCCUCUCAUCCAUGGUGCUGGAACUCUGCUUCCGCCGACUCGAACCUCCUACGAAAUCAAGGAAUUUGCUAACCGGCACGUUUAUGUUCACGAACCGGACCCCGAGGUUGAGGACGACGUGAAACGGACUUACCCAGCAGUCUGGGUUCCUCCUCAAGCCAGAAGCAAGGUCCACGUCUUCAAGACCAUAUUUCCGCAGUACAUGGAGAGCUCUCAUCCGUACGAAGAGAUUCCACCACCACUGCCGAAGUGCUUCUUCAAAUACAAAUCGCACAGAAUCAAGGAACUCUCGGAGGCUCUUUCGAGUUAUGCUGAGGCUUUGGAACGAUUCGGUGUUUUCGAAACGGACAAUCCACCGACAGCGAAGCGAAUCGCCUCGUCGCUUGAAAGCUUUGAGAAAAAGGUAAAGUACCCGACUGGUUACGAAGUUUUCGUCGUUGUCGUUAACUACGUUAACGAAGAAACUUUCCUUGGCUUCGCGGGCAUCGAACCCUACUUCGAGAGUCAAAGUGAAGAGGAAACUUUGGAGUUGAUUGAUCUCUACUUUCCGGAGAGCGCUGUGGACGAACUACCCAUUGAACUUGAUAGGUCUUUACUGGAUGUUAACGAAGAAGAGGAAUACGAAGAUGAAGAUGAAGAAGAGGAGGAGGACGACGCUGGUUACGUGGACGACAGGGAUUUGUUCGAUUCGAUUCUGUAA
This is a messenger RNA of Diprion similis, 1752 nucleotides long. RefSeq lists its product as uncharacterized. The record is from RefSeq and is a predicted model, not a curated record. The transcript is spliced from 6 exons. NCBI's taxonomy places the organism in Eukaryota, Metazoa, Arthropoda, Insecta, Hymenoptera, Diprionidae. The coding region runs from base 136 to 1752 and encodes 538 amino acids.